Molecule: messenger RNA, 5012 nt
Organism: Fundulus heteroclitus (mummichog)
Lineage: Eukaryota; Metazoa; Chordata; Actinopteri; Cyprinodontiformes; Fundulidae
Product: pleckstrin homology domain-containing family G member 3
Exons: 19
Coding region: 255-4331 (1358 amino acids)
Molecular function (GO): guanyl-nucleotide exchange factor activity
Source: RefSeq, a predicted model, not a curated record
GGGAGGCAGUGAAGGCAGCAGCAGCAGCAGCGGCAGCAGUUCCUUCGCAGUUUUUCAAAGAUGCAGCGCUGCUGUGUUGUCUAUUCGGACCUGCUCCGGGAUGUUUGUCGCUGAGAGGCAUGUAUCAUGUUAAAAGGAGAAACUAAGGGACUAAGCUGAUUAUUUUCUGGACCGAGGGAGCCGAGGGAAGAAGCUUAACUGGGAGUUUUAGUCGCUGGGAAAGAAGAAGUUGGCGAAUUCGAGGCCUGCGUGCCAUGCCAGAAGGCUCCCCUUCUGCUCCCCUCCAGGGCCCGAUGGGGGAAGAAUCUCCACAGUUGUCCUCCCCCCUCUCCACCGGCGACCAUGUAAAGGAUAACGUAGAUUUGGGCCCAGACUGCUACCGCCAGGGAUGUGUGGAGCCGCUGGAUGGAGAGGGCGAGCGUCCCGUGAGCCUGGUGUCCACCCUGUCCUCUAGUUCCUCCGCCGAUAGUCAAAGCCUUUUUGGAAGUACAGCGGCCCUUCCGUCCUCCACGGCAACUCCCCAACCGAGCGAGGAGGACAUAGACCUGGAACUGAGCCCGGCGGAAGGCACCAAUCAGAGUCCUCGCCUCCGAGGAUCUGGCGGCGGCUGGUGGAGGCACCUGGAGGCCUGUGUGAUCAACAACCAGCGCAACAACAACAACGGCUCUGCCGCCAGACCAGCGAGGGCUAAACUACUUCACAUGAUCACCUCGCCUGUUGUCGCAGACACGAUGGCGCCCAACCCAAAGCUGACUUACGUGGACCGCGUGGUGAUGGAGAUCAUUGAGACGGAGCGCAUGUACGUCAGAGACCUGAGCAGCAUCGUGGAGGACUAUUUGGCACACAUUAUCGAUAUGAGAAACCUCCCCAUUGGACACGAGCAAGUAAUGGCUUUAUUUGGAAACAUCGAGGACAUCUAUGAGUUCAACAGUGAACUGCUACAGUGUUUGGACAUGUGUGAGAACGACCCUGUGGCUAUCGCCCACUGCUUUGUCGAUAAGAGUGAAUAUUUUGAAAUCUACACCAAAUACUGCAACAAUUAUCCUAACUCAGUAGCAACACUGACUGACUUCAUGAGGAAUAAAACCUUGGCAAAGUUCUUCAGGGAUCGGCAGGCCGCUCUGAAAUGCUCUCUACCUUUGGGUUCUUACCUUCUGAAGCCAGUUCAGAGAAUCCUGAAGUAUCACCUACUCCUGCAGGAAAUUGCCAAACACUACGACCCAGACGAAGAGGGCUAUGAAGUUAUUCAGGAGGCGAUAGACACCAUGACUGGAGUGGCCUGGUACAUCAACGACAUGAAGAGGAAACAUGAGCACGCCGUCAGAGUGCAGGAGAUACAAUCUCUGCUGAUCAACUGGAAGGGCGCAGACCUGACCACCUGUGGGGAGCUGGUGCUGGAGGGCACCUUUCCCGUGCUGAGGGCGAAGAACACCCGCACGCUCUUCCUGUUCGAAAAGAUGCUCCUCAUUACCAAGAAAAGAGGGGAACACUACAUCUACAAGAUCCACAUCUUGUGUUCCACCCUGAUGCUGCUCGACAACGCCAAGGAUCCUCUUCUCUUCAGCGUUAUCCAUUUUAAGCGUCCCAAGCAACCCCACACGGUGCAGGCAAAGUCUGUCGAAGAGAAGCGUCUGUGGGCCCAUCACAUCAAGAGGCUCAUUCUGGAGAAUCACAACACCAUCUUACCGCAGAAGGCGAAAGGCGCCACUGUGGACAACUCGAACUAUUCUGGAAAGUACCAGUACAGUCCAGAGAGGACGAUGAAAGCAGAGUGCUGCCAGAGUGACAGCUUCCAUCUCGGAGGACGAAAUGGGAGAAGAAGAUCCGAACCAGCUAAACAAAUCAUAAAAAGCACAAACGCUGUUUUGAAGCACGCAGACAGUGAAGGCACACUGCUGGGGGACAGGAGCUCCCUGCAGCCAGCCGCUAGUGUCCGCACCCUGACCGCCUGUCUAGGCGAGCCCCCGGGUGAGAGGCCGUGUGUGGAGGAUCUGGGGAACUCUGUGGAGCAGCUAAAUGCAGCUGACAGUGACUCUUCACACACACACAGAGAGGUGGAGCUGGAGCAGGAGAAGGUUAUAGAGGAGGAGGAGGAGGGAGAGAUUUGCAAGGAGGAUGUGCUGAUGGGAGACGACCAGGUAGCCGACUUUGCCAGCUCGGUGCUGGCAGCCAUCUCCUGCUGGCAUUAUAGAGCCAGGGCUUUGCUUUCUACUCACUUCACAACGGACGAUCAGAACGAGGAUGCUGCUGAGCUGAACGCUGCGCUGACGGACGAGGCCGAAGCCUGCAGAGGGGUGGAAAACAACGAGGACGUGUCUGUGAAACAGACCGUCAGCGCUCAGGUCGAUGAACAGGGGCUGUAUCAUCUAGACGGUGUCCCACAAGUAGAACCGAUCAACCCGCUGGAGGAGGAGAACUCCCACUGCUUCGAGUCGACCAAAUCCUUUUCUGAGCAAGAAACUGAGAGCCCCGAAUCUUUGGACGCCUCCAGAGAAACUGGGGGAGAAGAAGAAGAGGAGGAGGAGAGCGACUCGUCUGGUCUUCAGGUGGAGGAGAUGAGUGCACUGACAAACAGUGAGCUGUCAGAGGAGGAGGAGGAGGUGCUUUCAGAUAAUAAAAGCUUUUUGCCUUCGUCCGUGUUGGACCAGGCGGGUGUGAUAGCUGAGCGCUUCAUCAGCAGUUUGUCCCGGCGGAGCAGUCUGGUUUCUGAGGACCAGAGUUCACCGCUUUUAGAUAAAGAGCCCUUUGAAAGCCUCUCAGCGUGUUUGGACAUGGAGAAACAGACAGAGGAAAUGCUGGAGAGCUCUUCAGCAGAGCCACAGACCACCUCAAAGACUGCCCAGUCAGGUCUUCAGCCUGAUCUGAGCGAAGGGGAACGAAGGUCCACUCUCUCCAAGAAGGAUCGCCUCCUCAUCCACAAAAUCCGGCAAUACUACGACCACGCCGAGCACCAAGACGCUAACUUCGGUAUCAAGCGCAGGGAGAGUCUGUCGUACAUCCCCGCCGGCCUGGUGAGACACCUGAGCAAGCAGCUGAAUGAUAUUCCAAAGGAGAAAGUCGGUCCGGUCCACAGGAAAGGCCUCUCUCGAAACAGACCCACUUCUUGGUCCGUGUUUGACCUUCCCAGAUUAGAAAAUAGUAAAAACGGUGAAUCUCAAAGCUCGGGGGAGGCCAAGGAUCGAUCCAAUAGCGUCACCGACGUGUUUACAGCAGAAGAAGAGUUUAGGCCCUCGUCUGAAAUGCUGAAAGUUUGGGACCUUCUGGAAACCGAGGAGGAGAUCCAAGAAGGGAAGCAGGUUUCAGAAGAGAAAGUCGACAACCAAAGAGUGGAAAUCGGCUUAGACGGUUUCGACGUCAAAGCCAGUACUCCCCCACCGCUGAAAGUACGAGAGCCUGAAACGAGCACUACUGCAGACACGCGCUUCGUGCCGUCACCUACCACCAGCUCCCCCACAGCGGAGUGGGCUUCUGCUCAGGACUCCACGCCGUGUACGCCCACGGCUUUACAGGGGGACGACAUCUUCCACCCCAACCAUUUACCCAGGAGCAUUAGCUUCCAAACCACCAUAGACGAAGACCAGAUCCUGCAGGACAUGGGAAAGAUGAAAAGCAAGGUGUUCAAGCUGGCUCGUCAGUACAGCCAGCGCAUUAAAAACAACAGGCCCCUCGUGUGGCAGAGGAGCCGUCAACCUGCAAACCAGGACGGUACCUGGAGUGUCGCUGCUGUUGACGAGGACAAGCUGAUAAAAAAAGGUAAACCUAACUUGAGGUUGCACGUGAACGCCUGCGAUCAGGACGUCAUUCAUGAAGCUGGUUCUCCAAGUUCUCACCAGACGCCGACAGGUUCCCAGGAUACAGCGACCUCCCCACACAGCCCUCAGUCCGAGACCUUCCUCUGGCCUCACGUCCAGGAGCUGCGUUCAAAAUACACGGGCCGCUCCCUAAAGACGAACUGCGUCUGCACAGAACCAGACGGCAUGAAGGCGAGCCGCACCUCGCAUAAGUACAGGAGCUCCUCAGAUCUCCGUAUAGCACCGACGGACUGCUGUAAGAAGUGUCUGACGGUAGAGGACUGGCCUCAGCAAAAGAAGCGCUCCCUGCUGUGCAGGUGGAGCUCCUUAGACCACAUGCUCGGGUCGGUCCCGCUGCAUGAAGUGCAGAACCUUCAGGAACCUGCGCGGACCUGUUCUCCCCGUGACAGAAUCCAGGACGAGGACGGGCUCCUCCAGGACGUUCUGAACGCCACGAAGUCACUGAGUUCUGGGAAGUCCUCGGAAAGCAACCUGGUGAAGAGUUUACGGGAGAAGUUCCAGAGCUUAAGCACAAAUUAAACAUGUGAACUGUGCGCCGUAAACAUAAACCUGGAAGUUACGUGACACUCUCAAUAUUUCUUCUGCUAAUUUCUCCCUCAAAAAAAAAUAAAAAAAAAACUGAGUGAGGUUUCGUGUAUAGGGGACAAGGUGCAAUAACCUUAGCACCAGUGUAAGAUAUAAAAGGGAUGGUACGAGCAUGCUGUCUUUAAAACCAUAUGAUGCACAUUUUAACUGUAUUUCUCUGCACGUUACAGUUUUGUGUAACCAUGUAGUUCCCCGUAUCAAAAAAAAAAAAGUGACGCUUUAUUGAAAUGACCUAAUGUUGGCUGCUAUAGUCAUUAAUGUUAACUCUGCAAACUCAGUGGAGAGUUUCAGGAGGCGAAGAGCGACUGAUUGUCAGUAAAGUCCUCUGUUCAGACACCAAAGACGGUUACAUUUUAGCCUUUGUUGCGCUUGGAUGCACAAUGACAACAAAAAAAAAAAAAUGUUUUCCACAUUUUCCUGAACUGCUUGUGAAACAGUUGUUCGCAUCACUGGAGCUUUAUUUUUUAUCAGCAAGUUGUAUAUUUUCAUGAAAGCUAUUUAUAUGUCUGUAUAUUGGGAUGGUUUUGACCAUGUGUAAAUACCCGACUCUCAGAAACCCGUUUUUUUUUGGUUAUGCACAGGUGCUCGUAUUUUCAAUAAAAACAGAAAUGCUGA